Messenger RNA from Cryptosporidium muris RN66, 1695 nucleotides. Its product is annotated as thioredoxin family protein. Gene Ontology annotation, molecular function: protein disulfide isomerase activity. NCBI's taxonomy places the organism in Eukaryota, Apicomplexa, Conoidasida, Eucoccidiorida, Cryptosporidiidae. The record is from RefSeq and is a predicted model, not a curated record. The transcript has a single exon. Gene Ontology annotation, cellular component: endoplasmic reticulum. Gene Ontology annotation, biological process: protein folding; response to endoplasmic reticulum stress. The coding region runs from base 1 to 1695 and encodes 564 amino acids.
AUGCCUUUAAAUAAAGUUGGAUUGAAUUUAUUUCUAAUUUUAGCUCUUGUUUGUUUCGGAAGUACACUUAUAGAUGCUAAUCCAUAUAAGAGCCUUGAAAAUGUGAUUCAUCUAAAGAGCUCAACUUUUGACGACUUUGUAACUAAUAAUCCAAAUGUUUUAGUUAUAUUCUAUGCACCUUGGUGUGGUCACUGCAAAGGUUUAGUACCUAUUUUGGAUCCUGUAGUAGCUGAGGUUGAAGAGUCUGGUGGAAAGGGGAAGAUUGCAGUUAUAGAUGCAACUGUAGAAGUGGAAUUAGCUCAGAGGUUUGAUAUAAAAGGAUAUCCAACUCUAUUAUUCUUUUCUGGUGAUCCUACAAGUCCAUCUGCAUAUCCUGAAUCAACAGAUUCUAGAAGUAAAGAUGUAAUGGUUAAACUAUUAUUAUCCCGUGAUAAAGAUCUAUAUUCAUUAUUAGAUACAAGAUCAUAUUCAAGUUUCGAAGCUGCAAAAUUAGAAUUGAAACUAAAUGAAAAAGUUGAGGAAUCUAAGAGUACCGUAUUAGUAUAUUAUGGUAAGCCCAAUACAGUCAGAACAAAGGCAGUAAUUGGUGCCUUAGAAACUCUACGUAAUGAAGGGUUUGAGAUAAUGUCAUAUUUGGUAUAUGUAAACAAGAAGGCAGAUAUUGGAUUACAUAUAUAUGCAUUACCUGAUAAAGAGGAGCCAGAUAACUCUCAAACUUUUAACCCAAAGAGACAUAUUAAGGCCCCAUCUAUAAUAUUAGGUAGAUCUGAAUGGAAUAAUCAAAUUCUCAAGUUAUUUAUUGAGACAGCAUCUCGUCCACUUAUUUCUUUCAAUGGAGUAUCUCCUAUGUAUAUCCAUGAAAGUUCUAAUUCUUUAAUUGCUUAUCUUCCCGAAGAUGUAUCUGAGGCAAAAAAAUUGAGAGAAGGACUUUUGGAAUAUGCCGAAAAAUAUUUCAAUCCACAUGAUCCUCAUUUAGAUAUUGCAGUAGGUUUUAUACCACGGGAUUCUUUAGAACUUGAAGAGUCAGUAGGUUAUUCUUUGAAUCAUCCUAUGGUUAAGGAAAACUCAUUUUUAUUAAAACUUCGUUCUGGGUCAUUUGAAGCUCAGUCUAAGCGUCUAAUUGCUGAGAAGUAUCUAAUCCCAGGCCCAGUCACAAGCUCUAAAAUGUAUGAAGUUAUGGAUAAAAUUCGGGAAGAUAACUAUCCUAGAUUCUAUAAGUCUAUGAAUCUUGAGGAAACAAGUAUGGCUACUGACAUAGAAGUUGCACACUCUUCUCCAUUCUUACCACUAGAGAUUGUAGCAAAUACAUUCGAUAAGUAUGUUAAGUCUGCCUUAGAUCAUGAAGCUUUGUUCAUAAUGUUUUAUGCCCCUUGGUGUGGACAUUGUAAAUCUCUCAAGCCAAUAUGGCUUAAGUUAGCUCAGAAAGUUCAUAAAAUGUUUACUGAUAAGGAUAAAUCAAGGGUUACAAUCGCUUUGUAUGAUAUAACAAAAAAUGACUUACUGCAUGGUAUUGAUGUCCAAGGAAUUCCUACUUUAUUUUUCUUCCCAUUUGGGAGUGAUAAGAUUAUGAAUAAAAGCAAGUAUGAGGGGUCUAGAGAAAUUGAAGGGUUAAUGGAAUAUGUACAGGAUCAAUAUGAGGAUUAUUUGGACAAUAUACGUAGUAAAGAGAAGUCUCAUGUUAGAGAUGAGUUGUGA